ACGCAAUGUCAGUCUGGCGCGCGCUGCUGGGCGGAAUCUGACUGUGGCCGCCGCUAAGCGCGCUGGGGUAACUGAUGCGCGCAAAAGCGCCUGGGCUGCGCCGCGCCGCUUCGUCGCCAUCCCCUUCGUCUUACUUGUUUGAGCGUUAUUCCACCGCCGCUGUUACCUAGCCGUUACCCGCGUACUUCCGAAACACUUAGGCUGUGUGGAAUAUGCCCGCCGCUGUGGUUUCACGGUCACCCGAAGCGCCUCUUACUGGACUGGGGGCAGAACAGUUGUGGCGCUGUCCUGGGUUCUGAAGUCACAAAUCCAGAAGUGUUGUUAAAGAGCAGACUUUUUUGUGGUGGCUAUGCUUCUUCACUACUAAAGUCUUGAGAUGAGUUGGAAAAGGCUGCAUUUUGUAGCUGUCUGGGGAUUCUUCGCAUGGGAAAUAGCGGGUUUGCUGAGCCUAGUUGCAUCUAAGGACCCAGACAGCCCCCGCGGGAGAGCAGUGCCCAUGUCACCGUCUGACUUCCUCGACAAGCUCAUGGGAAGGACCUCCGGCUACGACGCCAGAAUCAGACCUAAUUUCAAAGGCCCCCCAGUGAACGUAUCCUGCAACAUUUUCAUCAACAGCUUCGGCUCCAUCGCAGAAACAACAAUGGACUACAGGGUGAACAUCUUCCUCCGGCAGCAAUGGAACGACCCGCGCCUGGCCUACAGCGAGUACCCAGACGACUCCCUGGACCUAGACCCCUCCAUGCUGGACUCUAUCUGGAAGCCUGACCUGUUCUUCGCCAACGAGAAGGGGGCACACUUCCAUGAGGUCACCACCGACAACAAACUGCUGAGGAUAUUCAAAAACGGCAAUGUCCUCUACUCCAUAAGACUAACCCUGACGCUCUCCUGCCCGAUGGACCUGAAAAACUUCCCGAUGGACGUGCAGACGUGCAUCAUGCAGCUGGAGAGCUUUGGUUACACGAUGAAUGACCUGAUCUUUGAGUGGCAGAAGAAUGGACCAGUCCAGGUGGCCGAGGGACUCACGCUGCCUCAGUUCAUCCUGAAGGACGAGUCAGACCUCCGCUACUGCACCAAGCAUUACAACACAGGCAAGUUCACCUGCAUCGAGGUACGUUUCCACCUGGAGCGACAGAUGGGCUACUAUCUGAUCCAGAUGUACAUCCCCAGCCUGCUCAUCGUCAUCCUCUCCUGGGUCUCCUUCUGGAUCAACAUGGACGCUGCCCCGGCCCGUGUGGCACUCGGCAUCACCACGGUGCUCACCAUGACAACACAAAGUUCGGGCUCCAGGACGUCCCUCCCCAAGGUGUCUUAUGUGAAAGCCAUCGAUAUCUGGAUGGCUGUCUGUUUACUGUUCGUCUUCUCCGCCCUGCUGGAAUAUGCGGCUGUCAACUUCGUCUCCCGGCAACACAAAGAGCUUCUGAGGUUCCACCGAAGGAGGAGGAACAGGGAGGGGGAAUCCCGCGAGGGCCGGCAGAGCUUCAACACCGGAGUCCCAUGCAGCACGGCGAAGGACGGGGCCAUCGCCGCAAACAGCAGUUCCCUCCAAAAUCCGGCCCAGGCAACAACAAAAAGCCCGGAGGAGAUGAAGAAGCUCUUUGUCGACAGGGCAAAAAAAAUCGACACCAUCUCCCGAGCAGGCUUCCCCCUGGCCUUCCUCCUCUUUAAUAUUUUUUACUGGGUCCUCUACAAGAUUCUGAGGUACGAGGACGUGCACCAGCAAUAAGGACAGUAGGACCCAGGACUGUAGCACAGGGGGAACGGCCAAAAACCAUGUCCUGAAAACAGGAACACACGUGGGCCAGCCGCAUUCACGUCCGACGCAAGAAGAUCCAGCGCACCCUAUGCAAAGCCCGGCUGCGAUGAUCUAGCUUGGUGAGCCACACAGUGCUCCAGUCAGUAGCAGGGACUGAUACCCAGGACUCUGACAUAUGGGUAGUGUCAAAUCUCGUGUCUUACAGCAAAACUGCCAAUAUUCUUCGUAGUGUUUUGAUACACGUCUGAUAGCAGCACCUGUGAAAACCAACAAGCAACAGUAGGGUGUUCUGCAAAAUGAGAAGCACUUUGGCUGUAUAGUGUUACUGUAUUUGUAUUAGUCAGAAAACAAGGCCGUGGAGACCACGUGACUUACAAAGACCUAACUGAUGGUAUAGAUUUCUGGGACCUGACUUCCAGUGUCUCUCCUUUAGUCGUGCACAGGUCACAUGACCCCAGUGAAUUAAAGUUCCCAGAACCAUAGGAUUGCACAAGAAACUCGGCUCGGCACAUCAACAAGAGACUGCGGCUGAAGAUGAUACCACGAUAUACCUCACUGCAAUUUCAGAGCACAUCUCUGAUUGGCCAGUCCCAUCGAAAGAAAAAAAAAAAAACAACAGAAAGCAUUUCUAGCAUAAAGUACCACAUACUUCUUAGAACAGCAUGUACCAUAGGAAGGACACCAAGCUCUGACACACCCUCUUGACUGUGGGCCUCAUUCUGAUCAGAAGAAAGGAGAAAAAUGCAAACACUACCAGCAAGAUAAGAGAUAAGAUGUCAGACACUACACUGAAACAGCAAAGUACUUCUAUACUAAAGUGUUAAUUUCUUCAACUUGUAUGUGGAACUGUGAGGAAUUUUGCAUGUCUAGAAUCAUGUUGCUGAAUUGCCCCAGAUAAUGUGGAUUAAUCGUUUCUCAUAAUGUAGAUUUAACAUAACAUAUAUACUGUAACUGUGAGCUCAUGGUGUCCCCCAUUAUGUAUUGACUGGGGCUUCCUGAAAACGUCAAAAUAUUUUAAACUGUGUGACAUUAAGACCUUAAUAUUAGUCUAUUAAUAUUUAUUUUCCAAAUUAAAAUGUGUAAAAGAUUAAAAAUCCCCAGACAGCCAUUUAAAAUAUAGUUUCUUCUUAGCAGAAAUAAAAAUCGCUGCCGUGUACAGAGGACCACACCUAGAAUGGGAUAAAGCAUUCUACAUGCGUACAAAUAACCAAUCGGAAGUGUAUCGAAAAUAAAAGUUGUGUGUGUCAAAUAUUUCAAGUAUACGGAUAAAUGUCCCAGCGCAUUCCGACAAGUCUGAAUAUUGGCAUACAUUUCCGAUGAAGCAAGUGAAUUCCACUGCCAUUUAUUUCGUACGAAAUCAGUCAUGUGUUAUGCAUGAGGUUAAGUCAGUGUUGAUGUAUUUUAUCUUAGAAAAUGUUUUGAAUAAUUGUUUCUUAUGUAGUCACUGGAAACGUUGGGAAAGAAAACAUAUAUAGUUUUUUUGUUCCAUGCACAUGUGUAAAUUAUUUUCAUUUAUCUAAUAAAUAUCCUUCAAAUGAA
Messenger RNA from Brienomyrus brachyistius, 3292 nucleotides. It is a transcript of the gene glra3, whose product is annotated as glycine receptor, alpha 3. Gene Ontology annotation, cellular component: synapse; plasma membrane; neuron projection. The transcript is spliced from 9 exons. The coding region runs from base 377 to 1723 and encodes 448 amino acids. NCBI's taxonomy places the organism in Eukaryota, Metazoa, Chordata, Actinopteri, Osteoglossiformes, Mormyridae. Gene Ontology annotation, molecular function: transmembrane signaling receptor activity; chloride channel activity; transmitter-gated monoatomic ion channel activity. Gene Ontology annotation, biological process: signal transduction; nervous system process; regulation of membrane potential. The record is from RefSeq and is a predicted model, not a curated record.